AUAAAAAAAUUCGAAAACAGGGGCUUGUUAGUAUUACUCAUUUACUCAAUUCCCUCUCUUGCUCUCAGCUCUCCUUCGCUCUAACCCUAAAAACUCUACACAACUCUUCCUCCACCUCCACUGUCGCUGCCGCACUCCCGCACCACGCCACCGCCGGCUGAUGCUCCAUCACAGACGCCUUCCGCCGCUGCUUCCUGGUGCUUUGAGCCUUUGACGUUUUCGGUGCUGCACUGCUGCUGUGGGUUGUUCGAAUCGAACACAGUCGAACACUCGAACUCGAAGGUUGACAAACCCUAAUCCCUAAAAAUCGAAAUUUUUGAUUUUGUUUAAGUUCAUGUUCUAGAAAUUGUAUUCUAUACUUAUUUGUGCUUUCUAUCUAAAUGGCAAUUGGGUUGUUCAAAUUCAUGUUUAAGCCUGGAAUUGCUGCUUUUUGGGGAUCUACAUCAAUUAUAAGAUCAAUUUCUUCUGUACAUCAUGUUGCAUCUAGGGCUAGAGACCCAACAUUUGAGAAAUAUAUGGACCAUUAUAAGAACCUUGUUAAAGUUAUUGCAAUUCAUGACCUGAUUCUUGCAAACCCUAACAAAACCCCACCUUGUGUAUCAAUAGAUUUCUUAUCUAGGCUCUCCCAAAAGCUCCAUCUUAAUCGGGGCGCUCCGUCGUUUCUUCGUAAAUACCCUCACAUUUUUGUGAAAUUCCAUGAUCCCACAAAGUCUACCCCUUUUUGUAAAUUAACUGAUAAGGUGUUUGAAGUUUCCCAGCUUGAGGCUGAUGCUAUUAAGGAGUCUUUGCCAUUAGUUGUAGAACGUUUAGUUCGGAUUCUUUCAAUGUCGAAAUCUAAGUCAUUGCCAUUACGAGCAAUCUUUAAGGUGUGGAGGGAGUUAGGUCUUCCUGAUGAUUUUGAGGAGUCUGUGAUUGCCCGAAAUUUGGAGCUGUUUUCGCUUUGUGAUGGGAAUGAGCCUAAUACCCAUGUUUUGAAACUUAUCCCUAGCUACCCUAGUGGUCAUUUUACUGCUGCGGUUGAGGAUUGGCGAGUUUUGGAGUGUUGUAAUGAGGAUACAAAGGUUGAUAGAAUGGAUAUUCGAUAUAGCUUUAAGCAAGGAUUUCCUCCAGGUAUGAGAUUGCGGAAGUCUUUUAAGCAAAAGGUUAAAGAAUGGCAGAAAUUACCUUAUAUUGGUCCAUAUGAAGAAUUUUGGGACAAAAGAAGAUCAAAAAUUGGAAUGCAGGCGUUGGAGAAACGAGCAGUUGCCAUUGUUCACGAAUUCAUGAGUUUGACUGUGGAGAAGAUGGUGGAAGUGGAGAAGAUAAGUCAUUUUAGGAAGUGGUUUGGGAUUGAUUUGAAUAUUAGAGACCUAUUUCUGGACUACCCUGGGAUAUUUUAUUUGUCCACAAAAGGGAAGAGGCACACGGUUUUUCUGAGAGAAGCUUACGAAAGGGGACGAUUGAUCAAUCCAAAUCCUGUUUAUGAGGCUCGAAUGAAGCUCCUUCAUUUGGUUAUGAUGGAACGCCGUGGGAUGUUAACUGUGCCACCCAAGAUGGUGAAUGAGGCUGCUGUUAUGCAAGAUGAAGUGGCUUUUGCAGCUAACCUUUGAGGCAGGGCGUUUUGGUGUCUGUUCUGCAAUAAGUUCAUUUGUGAUACGAUGAAAGAUACUACUAGAAAAUCGGCGUGGUUGACAAUCGACAUAUCUUUUUUCUUGCAUAAUCCCGCAUGAUGCUAUUAAUAGUAGAGCACAUGUGUGCAGUCGGUUUUGAAGCAGUUUUACCAGAUACUAAAUCAUCAAAUUAGCCUCCGAAACACCUCGGCCGCAAUCAGUAGAGUUGUCGAGCAUCCGUGUCAUUAGCUCCAUGUUGAUAUGUUAACAAUUCUGGUAACUGGCUGCGUACAUGAUCGAAUAGUUUUUUGACACUGAUAUGGAAGAACAAACUUGUUUCUGUUACUGAUUGAGGCUAUCAAGUAUCUGUAGAGAAUAAAAGCGGGAUGGAGUUAACUCCAUCCCGAAUUCGUAAAUCGUACCUUCAUUGGAAGGAAAUCAUUCUAGCUUUUAGACUUUCAACAUCUCUUCAUUGUUGUAAUAGACAUGAAAAUAAUAAAAGUGUGUUAAGUACUAAUCUCAAAAUAUAAAAAUCGGUUGUGUGCAUGACACAACUUCAGUUUUUCUA
Molecule: messenger RNA, 2157 nt
Organism: Amaranthus tricolor (Joseph's coat)
Lineage: Eukaryota; Viridiplantae; Streptophyta; Magnoliopsida; Caryophyllales; Amaranthaceae
Product: protein ROOT PRIMORDIUM DEFECTIVE 1
Exons: 3
Coding region: 381-1589 (402 amino acids)
Molecular function (GO): RNA binding
Source: RefSeq, a predicted model, not a curated record